Lactuca virosa is the source of this 1654-nucleotide messenger RNA. The record is from the annotation of a GenBank genome assembly. NCBI's taxonomy places the organism in Eukaryota, Viridiplantae, Streptophyta, Magnoliopsida, Asterales, Asteraceae.
AUGAUCAACUUCAAUGACUUGUACAGUGUGCUUACUGCAGUUGUACCUUUAUACGUAACAAUGUUCUUAGCAUACGCGUCUGUAAAAUGGAACAUUUUCUCACCACAACAAUGUGGUGGAAUAAACCGAUUUGUCGCCAUUUUUGCUGUUCCUCUUCUCUCAUUCGAGUUCAUUUCAAGAAUCAAUCCGUAUAAAAUGAACCUCAAAUUCAUAGCAGCCGAUGGUGUUUCAAAGAUUUUGACAUUAAUCGUUUUGUUUUUAUGGACAAAUUUGUCAAAAAAUGGAAGUCUAGAUUGGGCUAUCACGAUGUUUUCCCUUUCUACCCUUCCUAACACGCUUGUUAUGGGAAUCCCACUUUUGAAAUCGAUGUAUGGUGAUGAUAAAGAAUCAAUCAUGGUUCAAGCGGUUGUGUUGCAGUGUAUAAUAUGUAACAGUAGCAGUAUUAGUAACAGUCAGAGAAAUGAUGAAAGUUUUUGGGAGGUUCAAGAAAGGGUGGAGAGAAGUACGCGAAAUGAAGAUGAUAUUGUUAAUGUAAUUCAGAGUCUUAAUAGGGUAGCACCCGCAAUCGCGACUGCAGUUGAUGAUGAUAAAAGAGAGUUGCAUUUGUUUAUUUGGCGUUGUAGGUGUUGCAGUUCUCCAGAUGUAUGCGAACAAUCGGUCGAAGUAUGCAAUAGAGAGAAUGAGAAAGCCGAGAGUGUUGAGGAACUGAACAUUAUUGAGUCUCCGGGGUCACCUUCAAUGUUAAAGAAAAUCUUGAAAAUGGUAUGCUUUAAGCUGGUGAAAAACCCUAAUUCGUAUGCGAGCAUACUUGGUCUUAGUUGGGCUCUUGCUUCUUGCAGAUGGGGAAUAAAGAAGCCACAGAUUCUGGAAAAUUCAGUUACCAUUCUCUCAGAUGCAGGCCUAGGAAUGGCAAUGUUCAGUCUAGGUUUGUUCAUGGCUUCACAACCGAAGCUUAUAGCAUGUGGGAACAGAUUAGCAGCCUAUGGCAUGGUGGCAAGGUUUGUAGCGGGACCCGCCGUGAUGGCAGUUGCUUCUAUAGGUGUAGGUCUAAGAGGCACUAUCCUACAAGUUUCUAUUGUUCAAGCUUCUUUACCACAAGGGAUUGUGCCCUUUGUGUUUGCUCGUGAGUACAACUUGCAUCCAGACGUUUUGAGCACUGCGGUCAUUUUUGGAAUGAUAAUAUCUUUGCCUAUCACAAUGCUGUAUUACAUCUUACUAGGCCUCUAAAAAAGGAGGAAAAGUUGAUUCAUGAGUGUUCAUAAUAUCAAAAGACCUAACUACAUUUGUCUAAACAAAGUAUUUAAAGUAAGAUUUUGUUUUUUUAGGUGUUAAUCUAUAAGCUUAUACUUUCUUUAACUAAUAUGACUGUAUUAGCUAGGUGUUCUUUCUUUUGACUUAAUGGAGAAAGAAUGAGUUAGUAGAGAAAGUCAGGGAAACGAGGCUUACCCAUUAAGUCCCAACUUUUUAUAAAUUGUCUUCAUUUACUUUUUUCUUCUAUUUCCUCAAGUGUGUUGUUAUUUUCUCGAGGAAUGGCAAUGUACUUUGAUUUCUUUCUACUACAACAUUGUACUUUUGAUUUCUCUCUUAUUAAAGCAUUGUAUCUGACAAUUUUGCUAUAUCAUAGCAUUGUAUUUUCAUUUUUUUUUUCUUAUUA